Molecule: messenger RNA, 1332 nt
Organism: Chaetomium globosum CBS 148.51
Lineage: Eukaryota; Fungi; Ascomycota; Sordariomycetes; Sordariales; Chaetomiaceae
Exons: 4
Coding region: 1-1332 (443 amino acids)
Biological process (GO): fructose 2,6-bisphosphate metabolic process; fructose metabolic process
Cellular component (GO): cytosol
Molecular function (GO): ATP binding; fructose-2,6-bisphosphate 2-phosphatase activity; 6-phosphofructo-2-kinase activity
Source: RefSeq, a predicted model, not a curated record
AUGGCUCCAAAGAUUAACGGCCUGGGCAUUAUGCCCGAGGACACGCGGAUCUGCGUCGUCAUGGUCGGGCUUCCAGCCCGAGGCAAAAGCUACAUUGCCCAGAGAGCCCAGCGAUACCUAAAAUGGCUGUCCGUCCCGGCGGCAACCUUCAACGUCGGCAACUAUCGCCGCGAAAAUGCCCCCCAUCCGUCCGCCGACUUCUUUGAUACCAACAAUGCCGAGGGCGAACGCCAGCGCCGCGCAGCCGCCAAUGCUGCCGUGGCAGACAUGCUCAAGUGGUUCAAAAGUGGAGGGGUUGUCGCGAUCCUAGAUGCCACCAACAGCACCAAAGAGAGGCGGAAAUGGGUCCUCGAACGGAUCUCGAGUGAGGGUAUCGAGGUCAUAUUUGUCGAGUCCAAGUGCGACGAUGAAGAGCUGGUUAUGGCCAACAUCCGCGAUGUCAAGGCCACCUCACCGGAUUACGUCGGCCAGGAUCCUGAGAAGGCGGCGCUGGACUUCCGGGAACGGAUCCGCAACUACGAGAAGGUGUACAAGUCGAUCAACGAUGACAAGGAUGAGGACCACUUGACAUAUCUCAAGAUCAUGAACGUCGGCAAGAAGGUCUUCAUCAACCGCAUCCAGGACUACCUACAGAGCCGCGUCGUCUACUUCCUCAUGAACCUCCACAUCCGCCCACGUUCUGUCUGGCUCUCUCGUCAUGGGGAGUCCAUGUUCAACCUAGACGGCCGGAUUGGCGGUGACGCAACGCUCUCGCACCGCGGCGAAGAGUACGCCUUGAAACUUCCCGAGUUGGUCCGCGAGUCUGUCGGUAGUGACCGGCCAUUAACGGUCUGGACCUCGACGUUGAAACGGACCAUCGCCACCGCCCGCCACCUGCCGAAACACUACAAUCAGCUACAAUGGAAGGCGCUCGACGAACUUGACGCCGGGGUGUGCGACGGCAUGACGUACCAGGAGAUCGCAGAUCAGUAUCCGGAGGACUUCCAAGCGCGCGACGAAGACAAGUACAACUACCGCUACCGCGGCGGCGAGAGCUACCGCGAUGUUGUCAUCCGUCUCGAGCCCAUCAUCAUGGAGCUCGAGCGCAGCGAGGACAUACUCAUCAUUUCGCACCAGGCCGUUAUCCGCUGCAUCUACGCCUACUUUAUGCAGAAAACGCAGGAAGACAGCCCCUGGGUACCCGUGCCCCUGCACACCCUGAUGAAGCUGACGCCGCGCGCUUAUGGCACCGAGCUGCAGAGUUAUCGCGCCAACAUCAAGGCCGUCAGCACCUGGCGCGGCAAAGGUAGCACAGCGAAACACGAGGAUCCCGCGCCGGAGGGUGGUAUCUGA